Dipodomys spectabilis (banner-tailed kangaroo rat) is the source of this 1026-nucleotide messenger RNA. It is a transcript of the gene Rab11a, whose product is annotated as RAB11A, member RAS oncogene family. NCBI's taxonomy places the organism in Eukaryota, Metazoa, Chordata, Mammalia, Rodentia, Heteromyidae. Gene Ontology annotation, biological process: neurotransmitter receptor transport, endosome to postsynaptic membrane; exocytosis; melanosome transport. Gene Ontology annotation, molecular function: GTP binding; GTPase activity. The record is from RefSeq and is a predicted model, not a curated record. Gene Ontology annotation, cellular component: axon; postsynaptic recycling endosome; transport vesicle. Bases 124 to 774 code for a protein of 216 amino acids. The transcript has 5 exons.
CAGGGCGGGGCUCUCCUCCGGGUCCGGCAGCUGAAGCUAGGCGCUCGGCUUCUCCCUGCAGCGACGCCCCCUGGUCCCCCCGGUCCCGCCGCUGCUCCCGCCCCUUCGCUCCUCGGCCGCGCCAUGGGCACCCGCGACGACGAGUACGACUACCUCUUCAAAGUUGUUCUUAUUGGAGAUUCUGGUGUUGGAAAGAGUAACCUCUUGUCUCGAUUUACUCGAAAUGAGUUUAAUCUGGAAAGCAAGAGCACCAUUGGAGUAGAGUUUGCAACAAGAAGCAUCCAAGUUGAUGGGAAAACAAUAAAGGCACAGAUAUGGGACACGGCAGGGCAAGAGCGAUACCGAGCUAUAACAUCAGCAUACUAUCGUGGAGCUGUAGGUGCCUUACUGGUCUAUGACAUUGCUAAGCAUCUCACAUAUGAAAAUGUGGAGCGAUGGCUGAAAGAACUGAGAGAUCACGCUGAUAGUAACAUUGUCAUUAUGCUUGUGGGCAAUAAGAGUGAUCUACGUCAUCUCAGGGCAGUUCCAACAGAUGAAGCAAGAGCUUUUGCCGAAAAGAAUGGUUUAUCAUUCAUUGAGACAUCUGCUCUAGACUCUACAAAUGUAGAAGCUGCUUUUCAGACAAUUCUAACAGAGAUAUACCGCAUUGUUUCUCAGAAGCAAAUGUCAGACAGACGUGAAAAUGACAUGUCUCCAAGCAACAACGUGGUUCCUAUUCAUGUCCCACCAACCACUGAAAAUAAGCCAAAGGUGCAAUGCUGUCAGAACAUCUAAGGCGAUCCUCUGCUCCCCUAGAAGGCUGUGUAUAGUCCAUUUCCCAGGUCUGAGAUUUAAAUAUAUUUGUAAUUCUUGUGGUCACUUUUGUGUUCUUACUUACUUCCUCAUACUUAUAGAUUUCUCCAUGUCUUACGUCUCUUGAUUUUAGCUUUAUAAAAUCAUCCACUUUGUCCCGAAUGACUGCAGCUGUUUUUCAUGCUAUGGCUUCAGUAGCCUUAGUUUAAUAAACUGAAUGUUUGAAUUCCUCAA